UUCAAACCAUUCGUGACUCAUAAAGCUUCCCCAAGAUCAAGCACAAUGGUAAACACCCCUCUUUCCCCGGCGCCCAUCCCACACAUAUAAAUACUACACGAGGCGCACCACCCCUAUCGAUCUCCUCCAGCCAAACCGGCAGCCGGCAGUAGACACGAAGAAGAAGUUGGUUAGGUCACCAUGCCGCGUCCUCCAUCAAACCUGAUGAUCACCGUUCCAUUCCUCGUCAUCUUCUUCGCCUCUGCGUCCACCUUUCUGCCACGCACGUCUUCGUCGUCGUCGUUCUUCCCGUUGGACGGCAGCGACGACGGCGGCGGUUGUGUUGGCUUCACGGUGGCGGUGCGGCCAUGGCCAGGCCACCGGACCGCCGCCGACCACAUCGAUAGCCAUGGCGGCAACCGCCGUCGUCGGCGGCGGCGCGAGCACCCGUCGCCGGCUGCCAUCCCCGACGUUGUUACUUCUUCGGCCUUGCUCGACUCAGCGAGCGCGUCAUCCUAUCCCUAUCUGCAGCAUGUUAACUUCAGCUCCUCCGUGCUGCCCGCAUCCGCAAGAAUCCUUAUUGAUGGGACACGCACGGCCGGUUGCUCGUCGGUGGUCGGCAAGUCGCGCCGUAGCACUGUCACUGGCCUACCAGAGCUGAUCAGUUCCGACGAUCUGGUGAUCACGGCGACCAUGACCAUCAUGGCAUUAGCUCGUCGUGGUGCGGUCGAGAGGGGGAAGAAGAGGAAGAAGAAGAGCGGAAGGGGGAGAGACUCAGCGCCGGUGAUUGCCCCUUUUCUCGUGGCGGCGGCGGCGCUGCUGCUAGCGGUUGCGGCAGCGCCGCCGCCUGUAGCCGCUGCAACGGUGGCAGGCGGUGGAGGAUCUGUACGCUCGAACUGCAGCCAUGAUCCCAACAUGCCAAAACACCUCCGCUGUGACCCCCCGUAA
Molecule: messenger RNA, 927 nt
Organism: Oryza brachyantha (malo sina)
Lineage: Eukaryota; Viridiplantae; Streptophyta; Magnoliopsida; Poales; Poaceae
Exons: 2
Coding region: 181-927 (248 amino acids)
Source: RefSeq, a predicted model, not a curated record